AUGCAGGCGCUCCAAGGCGCGGUCCUUGCAGCUGUGCUGACAGCUGGCCUGGGCCUCGCCCUGCCACAGGACUACAUGCCGGCAGCGCACGCAGACAACAGCUUUGUCUCGGCAGCAGAGCGCAGGAGGCAAGAGGCGCUGCAGAGGAAAGAGCUCCUGACAAAAGCGCGUGAGGAGGCGCUGAGGAAGGGCGGCGUUGACCCAUCGAGCACUGAGUCCGCUCCAGAGCUUGCCACACCAGCGGCUGAUGCCAAGGUGGAGGCAGCCAAUGCAGAGGUGGAGGCCAGCAACAAGGAGCGGGAAGGCCUGUCCAGCUCAAUGCUUGCACGCCUCAAGAAGGCUGCCGGCGACUACGAGAAGACAGCGGGCAGCGGGCCAAAGCUGCCAAAGGAGGAGCCUUCUGGAGGACCCAGCUGGUCCUCCCUCUUCCAGUCUCAGGAGCCUGAAAAGGCGGACAGCCCGGCUGCACCGAGCGCCGCUCCCACCCCAGCCCCUGCAGCAGCCCCACAGAAGCCCUCGCUGCCCUUCCAGAUGCCCAAGCUGGAGAAGCCAUCCUUCAAUAUGCCCAAGUUUGAGGCGCCCAAGUUUGAGAAGGUACAGGUUCCCAGCUUUGGCACCAAGCAGGAACCGGCCUCGGCCCCUGUUGCACCCCCCAGUCCUCCCCCGGCCCCUGCUGCAAAGGUUGUCCCACCGCCGCCACCGCCGCCGGCGCAGGUGCCGGCUCCUGCUCGGAAGGUGGAGCUGCCAGCCCCUUCACCAGCUGCCAGCACAGAUGAAGACUCCUCCGGGACCGGCGCUUGGUUCAAAUCCCUGACUGAGGGGCCCACUAAAACGUCGGUGCCUGAAUUAGCGGCUCCCAAGGCAGAGGCCAAGAAGACACCCGCACCUCAGACUGUCAUCAAGCCCCUACCAAGCAGAUCAGAACCAGCUGAGAAGGAGGCUCCUGCAAAGAAGCCGGUGAAGGCUGCUGCCGUGGUCAGCAAGCCCGGCAAGAGGCAAGGGCCGCUGCCACUGUGGCUGGCCGAGCUGCUGGUCAUCUUUGGACUUGCUGGAAUCCUAUAUUCUGUUGUCAGAUGGAGUGAGCAAAUUGCGGUGUACUGGGGAAAGCUUGGAGCGCAGCUUGAGACCGUGUAUGAGAAGAUUGACAAGAGGGCAGCAUCCCCUCCCAAGGCAUGA
This is a messenger RNA of Coccomyxa subellipsoidea C-169, 1176 nucleotides long. RefSeq lists its product as hypothetical. The coding region runs from base 1 to 1176 and encodes 391 amino acids. Lineage: Eukaryota; Viridiplantae; Chlorophyta; Trebouxiophyceae; Coccomyxaceae. The transcript is spliced from 9 exons. The record is from RefSeq and is a predicted model, not a curated record.